AUGGAUACCGAUAUAGAAAAGCAACAACAAAGGCCACAUGAACAGCACAUCACUGAAGAAGCCGAAUCACCACACUUCAGCAAGGAAUCCUUUGAACAGGACAUUGAAUCCUCAGGCUCAGACGACAAUGGCAUCACACUAAAGCGCACUGUAUCGCGAAAGCCGCCCCACCCAGAAUGCGCCAGAUGCAAGCAUGGCCUCACAGAUGAAGAGGGAGAGCCUUGUCACAAGCAUGACGGCUUUGAAACAGAUCCCAACCUCGUGCUCUGGGAUGGAGACGACGAUCCAGCAAAGCCCAUGAACUGGCCCAUGUGGCGUAAAGUCUGCUUCUCCAUCACCGCUAGUUGCUUCGUCAUUGCGGUUUCCAUGUCGUCUAGUAUCUUUGGUCCGGCUACUAAGACCACUGCGCAGCUAUAUGGUGUCUCGCAUGAGGUGAUGAAUCUAGGCAUUACCUUCCAUAUUCUUGGUUUUGCCUGUGGACCUCUAAUUUUCGGUCCACUGAGUGAAGUCCUUGGUCGUACGAUACCGCUUUGGAUAGGUCUUUUUGGGAUGGGAAUCUUUCAGAUACCAGAAGCUGUUGCCCAAAACGUCCAGACCAUCCUCGUGUGUCGCUUCCUUCAAGGCUUGUUUGGUAGUGCCGUCUUCGCUGUUGUGAGCGGCAUGUUUGUCGAUAUCUGGAGUCCGAUCCAUCGAGGCGUAGGAUUAGGCGCAUCUGCGACCUGUAUCAAUCUUGGUUCUACAUUUGCCCCAAUUAUUGGCGCCUAUGCAACCAACCAUGUCGAUUGGAGAUGGACAGCCUGGCUCACACUCAUCUACAUUGGUCUGGUCGGCUUUCUCGGUCUACUCAUCGUACGCGAAAGCUUCGAACCAGUCCUUCUCGCUCGCAAAGCCAAGCGCCUUCGCUUUCAAACCGGGAACACCAACCUCUAUGCUAAGUUUGAGGAGAAUCCUAUCGACUUUAGAACUCUGGUACAGAAGUACGCUACCAAGCCAGUGCGCAUGUUUGUUCAAGAGCCCAUCUUGAUCUUCUGCACUAUUUACCUUACAAUCGUGUACGGAACACUCUAUCUCUCCUACCAAGCCAUCCCCUUCUCCUUCCGCAACAGAGGUUGGAGCCCUUCCGUUGCCUACCUCCCUUUCAUCGCCAUCACUCUGGGCAUCAUCAGCGCCUGGAUCCUCUUCUCCAUCUUUACAUUAACAUGGUACAAGAAGCGAUGGCUAGUCAACAAGUCCGCUCCCCCAGAAGACCGUCUUCCCNCCAUGAUCCUCGGCGCUUUUAUCCUUCCUCCUGCACUUUUCUGGCUAGGCUGGUCUCAAGAAACCCACUGGGCAUCUCAAGUCAUCGCCGCCUACUUCGUCGGUCUGGGCUUGCUGCUGAUCUUUAUUUCUGGUAUAGUGUAUAUCGUAGACACUUAUCUUGUCAACAGUAAUUCGGCAAUGUCUAUCCACAUAGUGGUGAGAAGUAUUGUAUCUUCUUCUUUUCCUCUGUUUGCGAGUCCAAUGUUUGAGGGUCUGGGGACCGGGUGGGCGUGCUCGGUAUUGGGGUUCGUGUGUCUUGUCAUGGUACCGGUGCCGAUUGUGUUUUAUCUAAAGGGCAAGACGAUAAGGAGUUGGAGUCGUUAUGCGCCUGGUACUUAG
This is a messenger RNA of Aureobasidium vineae, 1638 nucleotides long. NCBI's taxonomy places the organism in Eukaryota, Fungi, Ascomycota, Dothideomycetes, Dothideales, Saccotheciaceae. The record is from the annotation of a GenBank genome assembly.